ACGGAAGUGCCUGGUACACUUCAGAAUACUCAGUACAGAAACACCAUUGAGUAUUCUUGUUCCUUCUGCUUUGAACUCUAUGGAUUUCGUGUUUUUUCAGCUCUUAGUCCAUCGCUCUGAAACUUGACAUGAUGCUGUUUUCAUAUUCGCCGUAUUUGUGAGUUCAAAUUUCAGUGGCAAUUGACGUGAGGUCACCUUUAGUGAGACUAUUUUAACUGGCAGCCGACUAACAUACGAUUCAUGACCAUGUUUUCUACACAAGUGAAAGUGCUACACAGGCUGCUGCAGUUUAGACACACGUUUUGGUGCGCUCCUUCAUUUGGAAAAGCGCUAUCGUCCAGACUUGUUUUGGGCAUCGAGACGAGCUGUGAUGACACUGGAGCUGCUGUUCUGGAUGAGACAGGUGAAAUCCUGGGAGAAUCUCUACAUUCACAGAAGGAUGUUCACCUCAGGACUGGUGGCAUCAUUCCCACAGUGGCACAACAGCUUCACAGAGAAAACAUAGAGCGUGUGGUCCAGGAGGCUUUGGACAGGAGCAACGUGGACCCAAGCCAUCUCUCAGCUGUGGCCACCACUGUGAAGCCGGGCUUGGCCCUGAGCUUGGGCAUUGGCCUUGAGUUCAGUCAGAGGUUUGUGAGGCAGCACAACAAGCCCUUCAUCCCCAUCCACCACAUGGAAGCCCAUGCCCUGACCGUCAGGAUGCUCCAGCCUGUUGCCUUCCCCUUCCUGGUCCUGCUCGUCUCUGGUGGCCACUCGCUUCUCUCUGUAGCUCGAGGAGUUGACGACUUUCUGCUCUUGGGUCACUCUCUGGAUGAAGCUCCAGGGGAUACGCUGGAUAAAGUGGCCAGACGUUUGUCCCUCAUAAAACACCCACUGUGCGCCACACUGAGUGGAGGACAAGCUAUAGAGCUCCUGGCAAAGGAAGGCGACCGGACGAGGUUCCCUUUCAGGACACCUAUGGGACAAACACAGGACUGCUGCUUCUCUUUCAGUGGGCUGCGAAAUCAAGUUACAAUGACGAUAAUGAAACAGGAGGCAGAGGAAGGUGUAGAACAGGGCACCUUGUUGUCAUGCGUGGAUGACAUCGCGGCGGCGACGCAGCACACCGUAGCGUCUCAUCUGGCAAAGCGCACACAUCGUGCCAUCCUGUUCUGUAAGGCAAACGGCCUGCUGCCUUCAAACAGUCCCACCUUGGUGGUGUCUGGAGGAGUUGCAAGCAAUCAGUAUAUUCGUAAGGCUUUGGCCAUCAUCACUGAGCUGACAGGACUACGCCUGCUUUGUCCUCCAGCCAAAUUCUGCACUGACAACGGAGUGAUGAUUGCAUGGAACGGUGUUGAACGGCUGAGAGAAGGGAAAGGGAUUCUGCCUCCGAACGUGGACGUCCACUAUGAGCCAAAGGCACCGCUGGGAGUUGACAUGACAGCACAGGUGAGGGCAGCAGCCAUCAGGUUACCAUCAGUCAGGAUGAAGAUCCUCAACUGACCGACUGUUGGUUUUGUUCUGAAAAAAAAGAGUUUUGUCACUCCUGGAUUUUCUCAGAUCAGAGUAUAUACUGUGUAUGUUUAACUACAUUAAAGCAAUAUUUAUUCAUGUGUUUUUACA
This is a messenger RNA of Scatophagus argus, 1602 nucleotides long. RefSeq names its product O-sialoglycoprotein endopeptidase-like 1 (gene osgepl1). The record is from RefSeq and is a predicted model, not a curated record. Gene Ontology annotation, biological process: tRNA threonylcarbamoyladenosine modification. Lineage: Eukaryota; Metazoa; Chordata; Actinopteri; Scatophagidae. Bases 241 to 1482 code for a protein of 413 amino acids. The transcript has 7 exons. Gene Ontology annotation, cellular component: mitochondrion.